AUGCUUGGUAAAAUGUCUGGCAAAGGGAAGCCCCUGGGUGGAGCACCCAUGAAGCAAGACUUGCCAGGCUUCAGCCACCCAACCCAGGAUCCAGCGUGUGAGGGAAGCAGGCACAUGCCACCUGCUCCCUGGCUGGCAGCGAUUCUGGAUCUGGUCCACCUUAGCAAGGUGGUCUGCAUAAUUGUCCUGCGGAAGGAGGCUGCCACGGGGACGGUCACGCCGGGCGUGCGGGGGUCGCGCCUACGCCCCUGUCGCCGAGCCCGCAGUGUCACCCGCGCGCCCCCGGCCCCUCCAGCCACAGGCUCUGCAGAGGGGUUCGGGGCCCCUGCGGGAGCCGGCGACAAAGCCGGGGAGGCCACGGGCGAAGAAGGCGCCAUCGGUACGGAGGCGGAGGCGGAUAAGCAGCAGGUGGAGGAGGAGAAGCCGGAGGUGGGCGCGGAGGCCCGGGGGGUCCUGGGGCCCCUAGACCUGGGCGGUCUUAUUGUGGACCCGCUGGAGGCCAUCCAGUGGGAGCUGGAGGCCGCGAGCGCCCAGGCCGACAGGGCCUACCUCCGGCUGGAGCGCAGGUUCGGCAGGAUGCGCAGGUUGCACCUGGCCAGGAGGAGCUUCAUCAUCCAGAACAUCCCUGGCUUCUGGGUCACCGCCUUCCUGAACCACCCGCAGCUGGCAGCCCUGAUCAGCCCCCGGGAUGAAGACAUACUCUGCUAUCUGAUGAAUCUGGAGGUGAGAGAACUCAGACAUGCCAGGUCAGGUUGCAAGUUCAAGUUCCGCUUUUGGAGCAAUCCGUACUUCCGAAACAAGGUGAUUGUGAAAGAGUACGAGUGUAGAUCCUCGGGUCGAGUGGUGUCCAUUGCAACUCCCAUCCGUUGGCACCGGGGCCAGGAGCCACCCGCCCUGAUCCACAGAAACCGGGACACGGUGCGAAGCUUCUUCAGCUGGUUUUCACAGCACAGCCUCCCAGAGGCUGACAGGGUUGCCCAAAUCAUUAAAGAUGACCUGUGGCCCAACCCUCUGCAGUACUACUUGCUGGGGGAUAGGUCUCAUAGAGCCAGGCGAGGCCUCGCAAGGUGGCCCACUGAGGCCCCUUCUAGGCCCUACGGAUUCCAGUCUGGCUAAGUCCUGCCCUGGCCCGCAAUACCUACAUGACACCUGUCUCUUAUAGACCUUCUGUUUGCCUUCUCUGGAUGUUGGGUGGACCCAGCCCCAAGACUGGUUUUCAUGGCCAAUCUCUACAGUUCCCAUGUGACUUACUUGCUGGUCUGCAUCAAUAUUGUGUGACUAUCAUAUGCCUCUGCGUUCACCACAGGCCUCCCCGCCACCCCCCCCCUCCCCGGCUCUGGACCACUACCAUCUUCAUGGCCUGAAACUACCUGAGGGCCUCCCGACCACUUUUUUUUUCUUUUUCUUUUCUCAUGAGCACCUAUGAGGUGUCACAAGACCAACCAUUGCAUCUUUGAAGGCUCAAGCUUUAAGGUCUUGUCACCCAAGAUGAAGUGGGCACACUUGGAAAGGAGAGAACCACCCGACUUGGACAUUCCAUGGCCUCAGGCCAGACUCCCAUCAAAUGGACUAGUGGGCACCUGGCAGCAUGGGCAGCCAGAUGACCGGGCAGGGUGAGGCCUAGGGUGAGUGCCCAGCGAAGGAUCCUUUGCAUUUAACACUGCUCUUCUUGCCCCAUGUUGCCCCCUCACCACUGCCUGAGCUGUGCUCCAUUGUGCUUGGCCAUCACCUUUCUGAGGAGCUUUGCUCAGGCUACCCUCAUCCCUCGUGCCUGCUCCCAUGCUCAAGAGCUGCCUAGGGAUGCAGGCAGGGGCCUCCUGCCCUAUUACCUGGAAAUAGUGCCAUCAUCUGAUCCAGGGGGACAGGGAUGGGAUCUCUUCCAGGAGCCCCAUUAUUGAGCCUACACAAAAGCUGGGUCCUUUGCCAGCUCCCCCUGUGCCCACCUAUGUUUAGGCUACCAGGUUGAGGUGGCUAUGGGGCCACACUAUUUUUUAAAAUGACAACUCAGAAACAAAGUAACUGAACAAGCAAAGCUUUUGCCAACAGCAAAGGAGACAAACUUUCUUGAACUCAGCUGUCUCUAGAGGGGGAGAGCUUGUCCUGUUAACUGCUUGUGCUCUUCACUCCUUUGUCCUAUCCCUUCUUCAAAACGGGGCAGUCAGUGCUGGGCAAGCUAUACAGAGAGCAGGAAGUCCCCAGGGGCAGGGAGAGUUAAUCAUUGUACACUGUAUUCUUUUAGAGGCACUUCACCCCUGAUUCUCUUCCUCCAGGUCCCUUUCUGUGUUGUCGUCCCUCCUUCCCCUGCCCAUGGGUUCCUCUAUGUUUAAGAGCUGAGCUGCCCUAGCAGGCUUGUCCUCUCCAUUUUACACAAGGCCUUGUCUUCUGGGACAUGGGGACAUAAUGGUGGGGAGCAGAAAACGUAAGUCAGAGCAGCUGCAAAGGAAGGAGUGGCUGACAGCUCUGGGUGGAGGAGAGAGCCCUUGAGUCUUGUGAGCUUUUUUCUUUCACCAAUAUUUUGUAAAUUAGAAGACUAAUAGAACACUAAAGCUUCACAGGUUUUCUCACCUGGGCCAGGUAUCACUGGUGUGGUUAGAAAGCUAAUGUUUUAGGCUCUUUAUUUUGCUACUUUUGUCUAAGUCCUCUGUACAUUUCCUUCGCUGUUUGAGCCCCCUGGGAAAUGGAGCUGUACAUGCCUGCUUGCUGUUAGUUGAGAACAUUUGUAACUUCUGCCAAUGUAACUGUUCUAUGCCACUUGGAAACUUCCAUGUCUGUACACUGUAAAUCAGUUGUGGCCUGAUGCUAUAUAACCCUGCCUUACAAGGAGAAUUGGAAUACAGUGCAUCUAUAGAAUAACUUCCAGGAGGAAA
Dipodomys ordii (Ord's kangaroo rat) is the source of this 2867-nucleotide messenger RNA. Its product is annotated as putative testis-specific Y-encoded-like protein 3. The transcript is spliced from 4 exons. Lineage: Eukaryota; Metazoa; Chordata; Mammalia; Rodentia; Heteromyidae. The record is from RefSeq and is a predicted model, not a curated record. Gene Ontology annotation, molecular function: chromatin binding; histone binding. Bases 1 to 1116 code for a protein of 371 amino acids. Gene Ontology annotation, cellular component: chromatin; nucleus. Gene Ontology annotation, biological process: nucleosome assembly.